AGGAAGAAUAAGGUCAAAGUACAUAAACUAAGUUUAGAGCUUCAUAAAGAGGUUGAGAUUAGAUUAGAUGUAUCACACAAAUUUCAUUAGUAGUCUCUAAAUAAGCAACUCCUAAAUAUAGCAGCAAAUUUCCUACAUUGCAGGCUGCUGCGCAACAUUCGUGCAAGUCUCCAUAAUUUGUGGCUUCCAUUUCUAUUCUCUUUUCUCUUCUAUUAUUUUCUGCUUGUUGUCCAAUCAUAGUCAACAUUUCUUCUCUUUUUUUCCCUUGCAUUUCAAUUCUAUACAUCAUCACUUGCAUUCCUAAUGAUAUUAUGAUAAUAAUAAUAGAUUUGAAGAAUAACGUUACUCUAAUACUUUGAGAAGAUUACCUUUGAUGUCAAAUCAUCUUCUAAUCUCCAGGUGAGGCUGCUGCAUAAACUGAUCAACAACUUCAACAAAUUUACCAAAAGUCCAUUUACCUAACAUGUGGAACGUAGCAAGAGCACGGCGGAAUUCUGUAGGAAGUUCUGCCGAAGUAGGAGAGAUAGAUACCAAAGCUCCUUUUCAAUCUGUUAAAGCUGCUGUUAGUCUCUUUGGUGAAGUAUCGUCGUCCUCUCCUAAGACAAAACCUGUUUUUACCAAGAAGCCCAAACCUCAAGUUCAGGCAGUAUUAGACAAAGAGGCACAGUUUCAUAUAGCCUUGAACGAGCUGAAUAAAUUGAAGGAGCAACUGAGAGGCGCUGAAACGAAAAAAAAUGAAACCCAACCUGAGCUGGAUAAGGCUAAAAGGACUCUUGAUGAACUCAAACAAAGACUAAAAACCAUUAAUGAAUCCAAGCAGUCCAUACUUGAAACUUCACAAGCUUUAGAAGAAAAGGGUAGGAAGCUUGAAGAAGCAAUAUCAUCUAGCGAUGUUAAACCCCAGGAUGUGGUUAAUUCUGUAAAGCAAGAUGUGGACGUCACCACGGAGGAAUACAGGGCUGCCAUUUUAGAGCUUGAUGCCGCUAAGCAACAGCUCAGCAAUCUACGUAGUGAAUUUGACACGACUGUAGAAGCCAGAGCCACUGCUUUCCGCAUGUCACAAAAAGCAGAUGCGGCUGCAGAAGCUCAUCGUCAGAGAAUCAGUGACCUCAAAAAGCAAAUUGCUACAUUGCAGGAAGCAUUAGCUAAGAUCAAGGAUUCCUCUACAAAUGCAGAGGUGGAGCACCAGAAGAUUUCAGAAACCAAAAAUGAAGAGCUAUGUUCUCGUAGACUUGCCAAGGAAGAGUUGGAUCAUGAACUUGUCACUCUCAAGAAUGAACACCAAUCUCUACUAGCUGAUGAGGAUGAUCUACAAGUGAAACUUGUCGAAAUUAAUGCUGAGAUUUCAUCUCUUGAAGAAAAAGUAUCAAAAGCUCGAGCUGAUUUUUCAGAAUCUCACAAGACAACAAGUUUUGAGCUUGAGAUUGCUAAAAAAUCACUUGAGCAAGUUGCAGAAGAGAAGAUCUCUCUUGAAAAUUCGGUUGAAGCCCUCAAAGAUGAGCUACAACAUGUUGGGAAGGAAUUAGCAGAGCAGAAGUAUAAGCAAGAGGAAGCAAAUGCUUUAGUCAUCAAACUUCAAGCUGAACUAGACGAUAAGAAGAAUGUGCUUGAAGCUGCUCUUGUAAAUAAGUCAAGUGCAGCAGAUGUCUCUGAUGAUAUAGUCGUAUCCAUUGAGCAACUGACAUUGGAAACAGAAAGAGCAAAGCAAGAAGCUCAAGAGAUGAAGAAGAUAAUAGAGGAACAACAUCAAGAAGUUAAAGCUACCACAGAGAUGAUAGCAGAGAUGGAAAAUAAGCUAGCGAGUUUACUCAAAGAAGUGGAAGAAGCCAAAGCCGCAGAAAGAGCUGCUCAAGAUGAGAUUAAGGUUAUCUCUGAAAGAUCAGCUCAGGCUGCUGACGAAUCUACUUCAGAGACCAAUGGAAAAAUUAAGUUGUCAAAUGAGGAUUACAACUCCUUGGUGGAAAAAAUUGAUGAAUCUGGGAAGUUGGCUGAUAUUAAAGUAACUGCAAACACAGCUCAGGUAGAAGCCUUGGUUGCAAGCCAGAAGGAAGCAGCUCAAAAGUAUGAGGCUAUUUCAAAGGAGAUAGAAGAAGUAAAGAUGAAAGAAGAGGAGGCUCUAAAGAUUGCUGAGAUGGCUGAAGCUGCAAAGACUGUUUUGGAAGCUGAGCUUCAACGGAGGUGUCAACAAGAGCCGUGCAACCAAACAACUCAAGUGGAAUCGAUAAAUUAGAGCAACGCGUAGGAGCAUCUUUGAAUCAAGAAAUUAUUGUUAUUCGUAUUAUUAGCAUAGGCAUGAUUUUUCAUUGUUGUAUUAGAUUGCUUGUAUCUAGCAAAAGAUUGAGUUUAUGGUUAGGAUGUAAUAGUAUCAAUACAUAUAUUGUGUCUGUUGAAUAAAAUA
Beta vulgaris subsp. vulgaris (sugar beet) is the source of this 2398-nucleotide messenger RNA. Its product is annotated as WEB family protein At5g55860. The transcript is spliced from 3 exons. The record is from RefSeq and is a predicted model, not a curated record. Bases 464 to 2230 code for a protein of 588 amino acids. Lineage: Eukaryota; Viridiplantae; Streptophyta; Magnoliopsida; Caryophyllales; Amaranthaceae.